AUGUCACCCAACUCCCUUAAUGGCACUAGCCAUAGUCUAGACAUCACAGUGUUGGGUUUGAAUAGCGGAACAUCCAUGGAUGGUAUUGACUGCGCCCUUUGCCGAUUCCGCCAGGAGACCCCCGAAUCACCUAUGCACUUCGAACUACUGAAGGCAAGUACCUCCGAGAAUGCUCCACAGUACGGGGAGAUUCCACUUGAGCCGGUAAUCAAAAAGCGAGUCAUGCAAAUGAUCCUGCUCAAUAAGACCUCCCCUUCGGAGUUGUCUGAAGUAAACGUGAUCCUAGGCGAGACCUUCGCCUCGGCCGUGCAUCAGUUCUGUAAGGACCACGAUUUGGAUAUCAAAUCGAUUGAUGUCCUCGGAUCUCACGGACAAACAAUCUGGCUACUCUCCAUGCCAGAGGCCGGCGAGACUCGCAGCGCUCUGACGAUGGCCGAAGGCACAUUCCUAGCCUCGCGCACGGGCAUCACCUCCGUCACCGACUUCCGGGUAAGUGACCAGGCUGCUGGACGUCAGGGAGCACCCCUCAUUGCCUUCUUCGACGCACUGGUGCUGCACCACCCGACAAAGCUGCGUGCAUGCCAGAACAUCGGCGGCAUCGCGAACGUCUGCUUUGUCCUCCCGGACAGCCACGGCGGCGUUGACGCCUGCUACGACUUCGACACUGGUCCAGGAAACGUGUUCAUUGAUGCCGUCGUGCGUCACUAUACUAAUGGCAAGCGCGAGUACGACCAGGAUGGCGAGAUGGGAGCUCGCGGGACCGUCGACCAGGGACUUGUCGAUGAUUUCCUGACACAUCCCUACUUCGCGUUGGAACCACCCAAGACAACGGGUCGUGAAGUUUUCCGCGACACUAUCGCGCACGAUUUCAUCGUCAAGGCCGAGGCCAAGGGUCUUAAGCCUGAUGAUGUCGUCGCUAGCAUCACCCGUGUUACCGCCCAGGCUAUUGUGGACCAUUACCGUCGCUACGCGCCCAGGGACCUUGAAAUCGCUGAGAUAUUUAUGUGCGGCGGUGGUGCCUACAAUCCUAAUAUAGCCGCCUUUAUCCAAGAAAACUAUCCCAACACCCGCAUUAUGAUGCUUGAUCAGGCUGGUAUCCCUGGUGGCGCUAAGGAGGCCAUUACUUUUGCUUGGCAGGGUAUGGAGGCUGUGGUCGGCCGCUCUAUUCCCGUCCCCAGUCGUGUCGAGACUCGCCAAGAAUAUGUCCUCGGUAAAGUGUCUCCGGGCAAGAACUACCGCAAUGUCAUGCGUCAGGGCAUGAUGUUUGGCGCUGGUCGGGAUCAUCUCCCCCAGUGA
Molecule: messenger RNA, 1296 nt
Organism: Penicillium concentricum
Lineage: Eukaryota; Fungi; Ascomycota; Eurotiomycetes; Eurotiales; Aspergillaceae
Product: UPF0075 domain protein
Exons: 3
Coding region: 1-1296 (431 amino acids)
Biological process (GO): amino sugar metabolic process; peptidoglycan turnover
Molecular function (GO): phosphotransferase activity, alcohol group as acceptor; ATP binding
Source: RefSeq, a predicted model, not a curated record